GUUUCACCAAAUUUAUUAAUGUUAUCGGACCCCACGUAGAGUCACUUCAUAGUUUCAAGAACACACCAAACUUUCUGCUAUAGCUAUUCAUGGCUAACUAUUCCCGCUGCUGAAGCCUAAUAUAUAUGCUGAAUAUUACAGAAGCUUGCUACAUAAGCAUGGCCAUGUUGCCACAAGCACUACUUCUUCUGGUCCUUUUUCACAAUGGUGUUGCAUCAAGCUCGUCCAUCGUUAGCACCCUACCGGGAUUUUCCGGAGACCUCCCCUUCAAACUUGAAACUGGGUAUGUGGGAGUGGGCGACUUAGAUGAUGUGCAGCUAUUUUACUACUUCAUUGAGUCCGAAGGGAGCCCCGAGCAUGACCCUCUGGUGCUUUGGCUCACCGGUGGUCCUGCUUGUUCCGGUUUUCAUACAUUUGUUUACGUAAAUAUCGGUCCACUAUCAUUUGACUACGCAGAAUCCUUUGGCAAAGAGCCUAAAUUAAAGUUGAAUCCAUACUCAUGGACAAAGGUUGCCAGUAUAAUAUUCUUAGAUGCACCUGUGGGCACAGGAUUCUCAUAUGCAACAACUUGGGAAGGAUACAAUGUUAGUGACACAUCACAUGCCGCACAAACAUAUCAGUUUCUAAGAAAGUGGCUUAUAGAUCACCCCAAGUUCCUCAAUAAUCCACUCUAUAUAGGUGGAGAGUCUUAUUCAGGCAUAGUCGUCCCUGUUGUAGUUCAGGAAAUAUCUGAUGGUAAUGACGAAGGAGAUGAGCCACCAAUGAAUCUCAAAGGAUAUGUGCUUGGCAACCCAGCGGUAGAUAAUUUACGUGGAAAUAAUCUCAAAGUACCAUUUUGCCACCUAAAAGCACUAAUAUCAGAUAGCCUAUACCAGUCAACUAAACGAAACUGCAAGGGCCAGUAUAUCAAUGUGGAUCCAAAGAAUAAGUUAUGUCUGGAUGAUUUGGAACUUAUCAGAGAGCAGUGUGUCAACGACAUAAACCCUUCACAGAUAUUGGAACCAAAAUGUCAUAGGGACUCCGGAAAUCUCCUCUGUUCUUUUUCUCAACUUCCCAGGCAAUGGUGUAGGGAAGACAAUUAUAUCCUCUCUGAUGUUUGGGCAAACGAUAAAAUGGUUCAAAAUGCUCUCCACAUUCGGCCGGGAAGCAUUAAGGAAUGGGUGAGAUGCAAUAAGAGCAUACAAGCUUCAUUUAUACAUGAUGUUUCCUCUACUGUUGUUUAUCAUGAGAACCUCAUAAAACAAGGCUAUAGAGUUCUGGUGUACAGUGGUGACCAGGACAUGAAUAUUCCAUAUUUGGGAACUAUUUCUUGGAUAGAAUCUCUGAACGCGACUGUUACUAGUCCUUGGAAACCAUGGCUUGUUAAUGAACAAGUUGCAGGAUACAGAGUGCAGUAUACAAAUCAAAAGCACGAGCUGACAUUUACAACUAUAAAGGGAGGGGGUCACGCCGCGCCGGAGUACAAACCUGAGGAAUGUCUUGCAAUGGCUAGCCGGUGGUUCGGAUACUACCCUCUGUAGUCAGUAUUGUGAUUUACCAAUCAAUCCAUUGAAAGAUAAUAAUUUAUAUAUUUGGAGUGAUAUUAUUUCUCCCUGGAAACAUUUUCAUCAUUCCCAUUGGUGUAUUUUGGCAUAAGCAAGCUACAAUUUUCACCCCAAAGUUCAUUAGUUAAUGUUGUAUCAGUAAAUCCCUUCAUCAGUACUUCCUUUUGAUUCA
Prunus avium (sweet cherry) is the source of this 1716-nucleotide messenger RNA. Its product is annotated as serine carboxypeptidase-like 7. Gene Ontology annotation, molecular function: serine-type carboxypeptidase activity; acyltransferase activity, transferring groups other than amino-acyl groups. The record is from RefSeq and is a predicted model, not a curated record. Lineage: Eukaryota; Viridiplantae; Streptophyta; Magnoliopsida; Rosales; Rosaceae. Gene Ontology annotation, biological process: proteolysis; secondary metabolic process.